CAGUUGCCAGUGUCAAUAUGUCUAAAUUUAUCUGUGGUGUGGUGUCAAAAUAAAUUCACUUCGCAAUAGUCGGACAAUGGUCAGCAGGUUUAUGGAUUUCAUCUUUAUGCUUAAACAAAUUUGUUUACUAGUCUUUGUUAUUAAAUAAACGUGUUCAUAUUUAUCAAGGUAAAUAAUUUCAUUUUAUAUUAUUUAAUGUCCAGUCCAGUGUGAGUUGUUACACUUUAGAAGUCACAAUGGAGGACCAAGGGAACAGUGAUGAAAAUAUAGUAAACGCAAUUGAUGUUUUAACGAAUAUGUUUGGAAACAUUGUGAGUAAUGAUGUGAUUGUAACUAUUGCUGAAAGCUGCUGCGGCAAUCUUGAUUUGUCAGUGGACGCAAUUAUGAGUAUAACUAGUGAUUCUAAUUCAACCAAAACAAAAUCAGCUGAAAUGCAAGAAGUUGACGAUUAUGCUAGUUUGGAUAUAGCAACAUCGAUGAACAACGAAAAGCCUCCUGAAUUGUCGGUCACUAUUAAUCAAAGAACAAGUGUAGAUGAAGUCCCCAUGUCUUAUGUAUCUGCAGCUCAAACUGCUCAAACACAAUCUAAACAAAUGCCAAAGCCAGAUCGACAAAUAAUGAACCAAAUGAAUUUUUGGACAGACCAAAUUCGUCAAAUUAUCAUGCACCAUAAUAAUGGUGCUAGAAUAAUGGUUAUUAUGAGAGGCCUGCCAGGUAGCGGUAAAUCAUAUUUAGCCAGAAAAAUUAUAGAAAUCAUAAUGGGAUCAGAUCCAAAUAACUUUCACAACCACAUAUUUAGUGCUGAUGAUUUUUUCAUAGUACGGGGCAAAUAUUUUUUUGAUAAAAAUAAAAUAUCUGCUGCGCAUGAGUGGAAUAGUCGGAGAAUCUACUUUGCAUUAAAUAAAGGAUUGAGUCCUAUUAUAGUAGAUAACACUCACACUGAAAUGUGGGAAAUGAAUUUUCCUGUUUACUAUGGUGUACAAUUUGGAUACAUUAUAGAAAUCGUAGAACCAAAUACUCCAUGGAAGUGGAAUACAAACUUGUUGUUUAAAAAGAACACACACCACGUUCCUUUUACCUCUAUUAAAAAAAUGUUGGAUAGAUAUGAAAGAGAUGUUACCACAGAUAUGGCCUUAAAGUUUAGCAACGCAUCAUAUCCCAUCAACUUAACGCCUCCAGUUUUGAGAAAAAUACCUCCUGUAUUAAAUGAAACUAACGUCGUAACAAAUGCAGGUGAAAAUUCUUCGUGGACACAGGCUAACUGUGAUCAACAAGCUCACUCAAAUGCUCGAGAAAAUCAGAAUAAACAUAUAAGUAACUCCGGUGAAAACUGCAGUCACUCAUCUCAACCAAUGAAGGAGAUCAGUGAUGAUAAAAUGGAAUGUACAUCGUACUCUAGUGCAAAAAAUGAUUUUGCUAAUGAAAAUAAUGAACUAAAAUCAUCUAGCCACAACCAAAUGGACGAAUUAGAAAAAGAAAAUACACAAACAUCUGAAGAAAAAAAUUCAAUAAUAUUACAUGAUAAAGCAGUAAACCAAAAUCAACUAAAGGAGGCUGAGAAAUGCUUAAAAGAGAUAGAAGAAGUGGAACAAGAAUGGGAAAAUGGAGAAAUGUGGGAGGACGGUACUAAAAAAAAUAAUAGUAAUGAUAAUUUACCAGCUGUCGAAACUGCCCCUAAACCUCCACGAAAUUCUGUGGAAGCAAAAUCUAAUAAAUUAAUGGAAUCGGUCAAAAAAUGUGAAGAUUGGAGUCGGAUUUCCAUGUACAUGUCACCAUGGCAUGAUGAAACCGAAACAAUCCAAAAUAAUGAUAAGCCUAUUCCUACUGAAAAGAAAACUAGCACCACUUGCGUGGAAAUAGGCGAUACAGACCCAUGUAAAAACAGCUACAAAAUAAUUUCGGCAGUAGCAAGAGAUAUUAAUAGUUCUUAUACUACGACGAGAAAAGAAAAAAUUCCAGACCAGCGUAUGUUAGAUAAAAGCACCAUGACCAAUGAGCAAGUAAUGACAGAUUCUUUCAGGUGUAAAAAUGAAGAAAAGCAUUUUGUUGCAUUCAGGAAGUUAUUUAAAAACAUAAGCAGAGCUGAUUUGCGCGAUGUUUUCGAUAAAUGCUGCGGUGAUGUUAAUUGGGCAGUUGACAUUGUAUUUGAUGGAAUGGCGAGUAAACUUUACGAUGAAAGUGAUGCACAAGAUACUUCUGAUGCAGAAGAAGAUAUAGCCGACGAAUGUGAUUGUUUAGCUGCUUAUAAUAUAAUUCCAGAUAGAGCACAAGCCAUUGAACUGAAUUCCACAGCACCUGAAAGCAAUGAUGAAACCAAAGAAACACGGCCAUUACAACAAAAACGUCCGAAACAAGAAGUUUCUUUGUCAGAAACGGUAUUGCAGUUAAAAAAAGAGAUAGAAAAAAGUGUGAAAAUUUCAGAAGAACAUUAUUCUCCUCAUUUUCUGAGAAUAAGACAAUUGCGGCGUGGUGAAUACUCUACAAAUGAUGAUGUAUUGGCUGUGCCUAGUACAUCCGGUCUUGGGAAUAAUUAUUCAAAUACAGCUGCUACGCCAACUGAGCUAGAAUGUAAAUCUAACGAGAAUGAAGUAUCUUCUAUUAGUGAUGAUGACACAAAUAGCGAAGCGGUUUCUGAAACAUAUGUAACUGUUGACUUGAGCAAGGGCUUAAUUCAAAUCUUAGAUGAACUAUUUGAUAGAAAACAAAUGCAGUAUCCGGAAAACAUUCUACCGGUUGCGAGUAUGCCGAUGUCUUUAAUGAAUGAAAUAAACGCCUUAUGGGUAGAGUCUUUAACUUAUCAAUUAGACCAGCAAUCUGAUCAGGCUUCCUUAAUGUUGAAACAAGAUGCGGAGCUAGCUAGGCAACUGGCUUCAAAAGAAUUGGAGUUUAUACAGGAGGGCAGGGAACCAGUUGUGCCGGAUUUCAAAGAAAUUAUGGAUAUGGAUCUUGCAGUAUCAUUGUAUCAAAAAGAUGUGGCGAAAUGGAAGAAAAAAGAACCACAAGACUUGGCCGCUAAGAUGACAAGAGAAAAACUUUACAACUUGUUCCCGGAAAUUUCUCAAGAUGUUCUAGGAGAAUUACUAAUGGCCCACGAAAAUAAUUUUCAAACCACCGUUGAGGUGCUGCUAAUGUCAAUAGGACGAACAGAUAUUUUGGAGGCCGAAAAUGGAUUAAACAAGUUUGUAAUGGAGAAGGAACUUCAGCGCCAAAAGACUAUACUAGAACAGGAGAGAAAGGCUCUUUCGGAAGAGGAGUGGCCUUUACUGCCAAAAAGCGAAGUGGUCGAAAUGGGAACCGUUCAGUAUUACCGGGAUGAGGCAGAAAUGCAUUUAGAGCAGCGCAACUAUAAUCAUAACAAGGCGCAACACUGUAUCCGUUUGGGGAUGCUGCAAGUAGCCGACUAUUAUAUUGACGCUGCCAAUCUCCAUAAGCAAAAAUACGAAAUCGCCAAAAAUCUCGCCGUUGCUUCACUUAUACAGGUUCACGCCACAAGGAAUCCGGACAGUGCGACCAUAGAUCUUCAUUACCUGCGCGUUCUGGAAGCCAAGGAGUCACUUGACAUCUUUCUGGACACGCAUAUACGCAAGCUGAAAGAGUCGCACGCGCGCGGCGGUUCGCGAUACAACACGCUGUAUUUCAUCACCGGUAGGGGCGCUCACAGCAACGGACGACCGAAGAUAAAGCCCGCCGUGAAGAAGCGUUUGCUUCAACGUGGCCUUGCCUACUCUGAGCGCAAUCCCGGAAUGCUGACGGCCAAAGUAUGCGCGGAUGACAAGCUAUCGUACCAACUUCAGAGUUCCUAGGAUCAGCUUUCUACAACAUUGCCUCUAUUAAAUCAACCGGCGUAUCAUUUGAAUUCUCAAUCACCGCAAUGCCCCGUAUUGAUGUAUCCAUUGAAUUACAACCGACCUCAUUACAUUGUGUACAACGGGUGGUCAAGCGCUGUUUAUUACAAUCCCUAUAUCAAUUAUUUCUUUUUGAACCCUAAUAUGAUGCGACUUCCCCCAAACGCAUACCGUUACGUCUAUGGUGUUUGUUAUGGUAACAGCGUUUACAUGUACGGAGCUUAGACAUGAACACAUUGAAUAUUAAAACGAUUUCAUAGUAAGAUUUAUAUCUUUAUGCUUGAAUUAAUGGUAAGUAAAAGUGUAUAUUUGCUUUCCCCUCAGUUUUUGCUUUAGCAAAGUAAAGCGUAUUUAAAAAUAAAUACAAUUCCGUAAUAUGGAUAAAAGAGAAUACACAUCAUCAUUAGGUAAGUGACGCUCUGUUCUAUUGAGGUAAUUGUUGUAGAAUUAAUAUUUUGAUAUCUUCUAUAUUAAUAUUAAAUACUUUAUUAGUACACGCUCAGUAAAUAGUAAUAUAUAUUAAUGCGUAAGUAGUAUGCAGUAUUUCAUUCUUGCAAGUGUAACAUAGAGACAUUUAGUGGUAGAUUAUUCAUGCCAAAAGACAUAUUGACUUAGUGAGCUUAUUAAUUUAAUAUUGACUUUUGUUUACAGUUUCUAUGCCAUUUACAUAGUAGUAAUGGACGUAAUAAUAAUAAAAAAAUAGUAUUAAGUUUCUAUGUGUAGAACAUUGAGCAUAUUCAAAUUCGUGCCAAAUUGUAACAUCGAUAAAUAUAUCUUGAAUCAAAAGUAAUUAAAAUACUCGUAAGAACCGUUUCAUAAUUAAUUGAAAAAAAAACCAAGUUUCUAGUCUAUACUUAGGUGGUUAGUAAUAUUAAUAUAUUAUUAAAAUGUAGAAGAGUAAAAUAUGAAUAUUUUUAAUGGACAUUGCAUUAGCGUAGAAUAAACUGAAUAACUUUUUGUCUUGUAGAUCAGUAGUAUUUAGUAGUAGUAAAUAGAAACAAAUACAUAUAAAAAGUACCCACUAUUUCCAUAUUAUAGUAAUCAAAUAAUAAAUUUAAAUAAAAUAUAGUAUAUUAUCAAUUUUUGUCUUAUAAGAAUAUGAUAUAUAUUAUCAAUAAAAUAUAUUAAAAACGCUAUGGAGAGAUGAAGACGGAAGAUAUUAGUAGGAUUCUAAGUGUAAUUCUUUAAUUUUAAGAAAAAUAUGUCCCUUGUCCUUCUAGAAUAUUUAUGCCAUGAUAAUAUUGCUCCUCUUUAGUUACCUGUACAAGUUUAGAUGUGUACAUUGCUAUAUAAUUAGUAAUUAAGUAGUAAGGACAUAAAUAUUCGUAUUACGAACGAAUUUAUAAAUUGUGUUACCGUAAAUGAAACAUUAUCAACGACCGUGAAGCUAGACCAAUCUAUUCACCCGCUCGCCUAGCGUUUGAAAUACAAAUAAACGUUACUAUUACAUUGUCUAUGAAAUUCCAUCUUUUUUUCUCUAUGCGCUUUUUAUCUAUGCGUUGGUAGCCUAAGGGGUUAUUCCAGCUUCUCGCGGACGGGUAGGUGAGCUCACGGGCUCAACCUGAAAGAAUUUUCUGUCACUAGCCCUAGCAAGAGCAGUGUUUCGCAGAAUCUAGCGCCGGAUCGGAAUCUCGGCACACUGAGAAGAUCCGGCGAGAAACUCAUUGGGCUGUGGCUAUGUUAUAGUUCGCUCGUCUAACUCUUCGUCGCGAUCGAAGACGAUGAUGGUGACCGGUGCUUGAAGAACCUAAAAGCACCGAGUGUGGAUUCGAGGGAUCUGACAAGCGAUAAUCCAAUCCUUCAGAAUAUGUAAUACAUGUAAUAUAUAAGAGAUAACAAUCAAACAUUUCAACGAUUUCCAUUCUUUGAUGUUAUCUAUUGUGCAAAAAAAUGUAAACGUAAAUUGAGGAAAUCAAUGAACUAUUUGAGGAAAGCGUUAAAAUAAGUGACGCCCGGACUGUUAUUAUGAAAACUUUGAAAGUGAAAUGAAAUUUCCUGAUGACACAUUUAUGACUUUAUUGAUUGGACGUGACUUGGUUUAGAGUCAAUGUCACUAAUAUUGUGACGCAAAUCGGAUAUUAUCGAAGUAAAUUGGCUACACCGCCCUUAUUUAAAUCUCGUGGAGAGAUCCAAUGAACCGGAUUUGAAUUAUAUGGGUUGCCAAUAAGUGAGUGAAAUUAAAAAAACGAAUGACUCGUUUGUUAAUAAUAGGAGCAUGUACUAAACAAGAUAUACACACAUUUUUGAAGGAAUCAAAAGUGAGUAUCAAGAAUAAGCUAUGUUUUAAGCCGGCCUGUAAAAGACGGAAGUAUAACCAGGUGAAACUGAUUAUAAUGAGCUGGCAUUGUUUAUCGUGGACAAUUCGAUUCUAUAUCGAUUUAUGAGAUAAAAAGUUGAAGUUUAUUCGAAAAAUAUGACUAUGAAUAAAAGAAACAAUAAUAUGAAAAGAAAUAUAAUAAGAAAAAAAUAUAGUAAAGAAACAGUUAAUAAAUGGAUGUUUCUUUUAUUAGAUUACUUCACGCAGUUAAUUUUUAUUUGAGAAAUAAAACGUUACUUGUUCGUUGAUCGUUAUCGGCGAUUAAAUUUUAUCUUUCUGAUGAUCCUAUUUAAUGUCUGAGACGCGAUAACAUUACUUUUUGUCUGGUCACACUUCGAUAUUUUAAUAUAAAUUACAGAUUAUUUGCAAAAAAAAUUACAAAUUUCAGUAAAGCGUCGGUAUUCACUGAUUUUCGAAGUGUGUACCAAUUAAGUGGGCAAUUCUUAAUAUUAAAAAACGACUAAUAAGCGUUUUAACUGACUUACAGUUAGGACUAGUUUUUCCGAACGGUUCGAAUUCAGUUGGUUGUAUUCUGUUUAUAAAAAUAAUUGCCCACGUGUGUAUAUAAUAUUAAAUUUAAUCAGAUUUUUCAUACUAUUUGUCUUUAGUAGGAAUUGGUGUUGUGGUAAAAUAUAUACAAAUUGAGGAGUUUUCAAACGAAAAGUCCCUUUUAUAGAGAUAUUUUAUAAUUGAGAAGUACAAUAAAUCGAUAAUAUGAACUACGGUAGUAUUAAAUAUACAAUGUUUGUUAUUAUACAAUUCUAUUAAAAAGGGAUUUAAUAUCGAUUUUAAAGCUCUUCGAUUAAUUUACUUCAUUAAGUUGUCCCGUUUAUCUUUCUUUCAUUUUGAACUUUUAAUAUGGGUUCGUCUGUGAUUUUUACAGGGUGAAAUAUAUCGGACUUAGUUUAAAUUGUACCUCUCGAAACACGAUUAUUAAAAAACCGAAUUUAUUUUCACAUUUUUGUCCAUUUACGACCAAUCAUAUAAAUUAUUUAUCUUUGUACAAUUGGCCUUAUAAAAAAUUAAGCGCAUUGACCUUUUAUCGGCAAAAUAUAUUUUCAUAAAUUUACACUACGAAAUAAAUAAAUAGAUUGUAUUUUAUAUUUUGUAAAAACAAUUUCGUACAAAAAAAAAUUAAAAGAUUUUAUAUUGCUUUUAUGCCGAUUGUACAAAUACGUAUUUUUAUGUUUGAUUUUUAAUCCGUAUUCGUAGUUUUAAGGAUGUGUCGUGUUCAAUGUCGUAUUUAAAAACAAAAACCUUUAAAUCUUAGUCAUGCCAUGAAAUUCCGUACGAACUCCCCGAUACUAGUAGCUCUUAAAAUCGUAAUCAUAUAAUUCAUGGUUAGGUUGUGUUGUGGUCACAUAAAUAUGAGAAGUAAUUUUCUUCGUCUAUUAAAACCGGAAAUCGUCGUUCGGCAUUCGUAAAUAUGAAUUUGGUACAUUAAACAGGGUGUAAUAUUCGAAAUUUUUCGAAUUCAACCGAUUUGGGUAUCUAAAUUUUUUCCUGUAUACAUAAAUUCCCAAAGUUAUAUCACCGUUCUUAAACACCGUGACUAUCCACUAAAUGUUUUUUUUGUUUUGCUAUUCUCUACCUACCUAAUUGAUUUACUUUGAUGCACAAAGCAAUUUCGAUAGAUAUAUUUUUUCCGCUUUGCUGUGUGAUUAUUCAGUAUUCUUUCUUCUCUUGGCGGAAAAUGAAAUUUUCCUGAAUGUCUAGCUACGAUUUCUGAAUAAAAGGUCCAGUGUGCUUAGUUGAGUUUUUUAACGUUCUCGAUAGCGUGAAAGUUAACUCAGCCAAGAACAUUAAGUUUGGAACAGCGCCCCUAGCGGCAAACGUAGGCAAACAAAUUUGAGUCAACUUUUACGCUAUCCAGAAUGUUAAAAAACUCCCACUAGGCACACGGAUCGUAAGAUGUUUUCAAUCAAGGAUAUCUGUUGAAUAGAUUAAAGUAUCGAAGGUAAAAUUCCCAGAUGUAAUAAGCGUUGAAUAAUUAUACAAUGGGUGCUGGUUGUUUGCCUUGUAUGCGGCCUAUAGGUACCGUUGUUAGGUACAGUAAUGUGUAAGAUAAUAAAAUAAAUGUUACAAAUUAUUUAAAUUAUUAAAAAUUGUAACACAAGCCUGAGGUUUCUUCCUGAGGCUUCCUACUAUUUUUGGUAAACUUUCGAUUUAAUUUUGAUUAGAAAUGCUCAAAUGUUUGUGGAAGAUAUAAUAGAAAAAAAAUGUCCAUCAUAUCACAAUGAUAUUGUGCAUCGGUUUUAUCCGGGAAUAACGUAUUAAUUUGUAUUAUUAAAGAAUUAGGCUUUUUGGCCUUCACAAAAAUAUUUACACGUGUACAUUAAUUAUCUAAGUGCACAUAGUAAAUUACUAUUUAAUCUAAAUGUUUAACUUGCAGUAUGAACGAAGAUAUUAUAUGCCAGUGGUUGCUUGCAUUGUGCAUUAUCCACCAAUGUGUACCAACGCUUUUUUUUGAGACGGUAGAAGGUCCUACGGGUCAAUUUAAGGGCACAACGUGAGAUGCAAAAUAAUAAUUUGUUUCAACACUCAAGUGUGAUCACGUAAAACGUAAUAAGGUUUAAAAGAGAAAUAAUGAUCGGGAAAAUGGUGUGUAAUGUGACCGCACAACUCUGUUUGCACUUGGUAGCUUACAAUAGAACUUAAUGUCUGUCAUUGUAUUUGCUUGUAUUGAAUUCUGAAAGAUUUCUAUAAAAACGAAAUUUUGUUACACAACGUAUGUUUUUACAAUCGCCAACGUUUCAGAUUCAAUGUACAUGGAACUCUUUUCAAUUCACAAUAUGAUCUCAGUUUUCUGCGCGACAAAAAAAUGCUUUUGUAGAAUAUAAGCUUUUGGUGUUAGGAUUAAGAUAAUCAAAUAAUAUGCAUGUUAGAUAUAAGAUUCUCCCACCAUAUCGUACAUUAUGUCCGAUUAUUGUUUAGUUUCUUUAAAGGUCAGAUUUUGUUAUAGAAUGUCGGCAGCAGCAGUUUUACAGAAGAGAAAGCUUAAAAAGAAUGUUAGCUUUUUUUUAACAAAAAUGUUUUUAGUUGAUCACUCAAUUUUAAAUGAAUGCUCGCAAACACUGUUGAAGUGAAUUGAUUUGAUUGAAAGAGUACGUAAAACAAAAGAAUAUCGAGAUACGUUUUGCACUCGAUCGGUUUUUUUGGUUAUUAAUGUGAUCGCAGGUUGUGCAGUUAUAUUCGAAUUUUUGCUGGAUAUUCGAUAGAUACUACUCUUCCUCUUCUUCUUGCCUUUACCCAUUGAUGUGAGGUCGGCGCAGCAAGUCCUUUUCUCCAUUCGGCCUAUUGUUUUUUCACUACCUAUGCUGAUAGCCUUUAUAGGCUAUUUCAGCUUCUCCCUGACGUGUAGGUGAGCUCACGGGGCUCGAACCGGGAGUGUUGCUAACACUGGCCCCAGCAAGAGCAGUUCUUCGCAGAAUCUACCACUGGAUCUGAAACGCGACUCACUGAGAAGAUCCGGCGAGAAACUCAGUAGGCUUUCAGCCAAUAAUAAGUCAUCUCUGCACUGACGCCUCGCGCAUAUUCCCUUUCACACAGUCCAUCCAAGUCGUUUAAGACGCCUCUACCUUACAUUGCCGUCUAUUUUUAUACUUAGGUCUUUAUGGCCGACAAGUACUACUAUAAAAUAUGUUUCAAUAUUACGCAGUGUAAUGACGUCAUUCGCAUUCCUUCAGCGGCCUUAAGUUCACAAAUGCGAUGUUCAAAGGGAUCGCGUCGACCCGCACAAACUCCGUUAACUGAUUGUAUUUAAAAUGAUUUCAUUUUAUAUUAGUAUCGAAAGUAGUAUUGACUUUAAAAACAUUUUUGUUUGGAUACCUAUGUAUAUGUAAACAUAAUUUUAUUGUAUUCCAAUGUUUCAUCAAUCGAUCCGUGCUCGACCGAAGCUUGCGUGUAAAUUUAGAGUAAGAAUAUUUUUGUUCAAAAAAAAAACGAAGUUGAUUUUUGAGUAAAAUUAGUUUUAGUUGUUUUAUUAAUUUUAAGUGAAACAAGAUUUCGUCGUAAGUUUUAAGUUGUAUACGCUCAGAGCUGUUUAAUGCCGAAGGCCGUAAGGAAGUUUGGAUUUGUACAAUUGUACAUAAUUGUGUAGGGGUAAUUGUUUGGGAUAGUAGGAAAUGAAAAACGUUGGGUGCUUGGAAAGAACGGUGCAGUGUGAUAUGUUUGAAAAGUUCUUAGCGAACGUUAAAAAAAUAAGGAAAACUUUCGGUCUUGUAAAGGCAUCACUCGAGUACAUACAAACACAUUUAAUUAUAUUAAAUGUUUUAUUUCAGUAUGACGUGUAAACUUGAAACUAUAAAUUUAAUGGUAAAACGGAACAAAAUAAUUGUACCUAUAUUACUUACUUGCGUAUAAUAUGUGUUUUGAAGUUUAUAAAACUUUUUAUUUUAUUUAAAAGACAUGUAGAUUACGUUUUGUAUUAUAUUUUAGUAUUUGAAAACGUAAAACUACAAUAUGAAGAUUUGGACAAUAAAAAUCGUCAUAUCAUAUAGGCGUACGAAGCAGCGAAUUAGAUCGAUGGUUGGAUAAAAGGUAUCCAACGUGAUAUGUGAAGCAGAGGUUCGUGUUUGUAUUAUUUAAGAGGCUUCAUUUGUUUUUGGCAGAGUUAUAUUACUAGGUGAAGUGUAAUAAAAGGGAUGCAGUAUGUUCAAUGUAAUUAACGUCGCGGUGACGUCAUCUUUCGUUGAACCGACCCACAAUUUUGAAAUUCAUUAAAGCAAUUGUGCAAAUAUGUUUAAUUUUUUUUUAUGAUUAUUGUAUUGGGGACUUUUGAAACUAUGCAUAGAAUGUCGUUUUGUUGUAAAGGUCAAAAGAUUAAAGAGAAAUUAUUAAAGAGUAGAGCUGUCAAAGAAAAUGCCAAUAUUGUGAAUAUGAUAAGUUUAUCUACACGAGACGACGUUUAGUUCUUGUACUCUUGUACAGAUGAGGCGGCUUACAAACUUAUCUGAAGAGAUUUAUGUAUCUCCAACAUCGUAUUGCAACUUUCUUUUGCUUGUAGGGCUUACGACGAGGCAACUUAUUGCAGAAGUAGGUACAUGUUAGGCAGUCUAUUGCUCAUAAGAUUAUUUUAAUCCCGUCAAGUCAUAAGCACAGCGCACCUAGUAAUAUGAACACCGUUGCUCUGUCUUUCAUUUAAAUUUGUUUAUUUUGUCUACGAAUACCUACGUCGUAAAAUAUGUGUUUAGCUGUAAGUCGAUGUUAAUUGAUUGUCAAUUAAAAGACAAAUAAAAGAAAAAACUUAUGUGCCAA
Bombyx mori (domestic silkworm) is the source of this 11418-nucleotide messenger RNA. RefSeq lists its product as uncharacterized. Gene Ontology annotation, cellular component: nucleus. NCBI's taxonomy places the organism in Eukaryota, Metazoa, Arthropoda, Insecta, Lepidoptera, Bombycidae. The coding region runs from base 237 to 3803 and encodes 1188 amino acids. The transcript is spliced from 8 exons. Gene Ontology annotation, molecular function: endonuclease activity; ubiquitin binding. The record is from RefSeq and is a predicted model, not a curated record.